Messenger RNA from Hylaeus anthracinus, 1749 nucleotides. It is a transcript of the gene Ant, whose product is annotated as ADP,ATP carrier protein 2. Bases 86 to 988 code for a protein of 300 amino acids. Gene Ontology annotation, cellular component: mitochondrial inner membrane. The record is from RefSeq and is a predicted model, not a curated record. The transcript is spliced from 4 exons. Gene Ontology annotation, molecular function: ATP:ADP antiporter activity. Gene Ontology annotation, biological process: mitochondrial ATP transmembrane transport; mitochondrial ADP transmembrane transport. NCBI's taxonomy places the organism in Eukaryota, Metazoa, Arthropoda, Insecta, Hymenoptera, Colletidae.
ACUCGUCGUCCGGCGCGCGUCCGAAUCGUAGGAGUUGCUCUCCUCUUCCUUUUGUUAACCCGUUUCUCACAUACCAAAUUACAAAAUGUCUGGUCUUGGAGAUCCCGUUGCAUUCAUCAAGGAUUUCGUGGCUGGUGGUGUGGCCGCUGCCAUCUCGAAAACGGCAGUAGCGCCGAUCGAGCGGGUGAAGCUUUUGCUGCAGGUACAGCACAUCUCCAAGCAAAUCCCCGAGGAUCAGCGUUACAAGGGCAUGGUAGAUUGCUUUGUGCGCAUUCCAAAAGAACAGGGAUUUGCUAGCUACUGGCGUGGUAACUUGGCCAAUGUCAUCAGAUACUUCCCAACUCAAGCUUUGAACUUUGCUUUCAAAGACAAGUACAAGCAGGUUUUCCUUGGUGGUGUUGACAAAAACACUCAGUUUAUGCGCUACUUCCUUGGCAAUCUUGCCUCUGGUGGUGCUGCUGGUGCUACAUCUCUGUGCUUUGUCUACCCGCUUGACUUUGCCAGAACCAGGUUGGCUGCUGAUGUAGGCAAAGCUGGAGGUGAACGUGAAUUCUCAGGUCUUGGUAACUGCUUGACCAAAAUCUUCAAGGCUGAUGGUAUUGGUGGUCUAUACCGUGGUUUCGGGGUAUCCGUCCAGGGUAUCAUUAUUUAUCGUGCUGCCUACUUUGGUUUCUAUGAUACUGCCCGUGGUAUGCUGCCAGACCCCAAAAAGACUCCCUUCCUUGUCUCAUGGGGUAUCGCACAGGCUGUUACAACUGUUGCUGGUAUCGUGUCUUAUCCAUUUGACACAGUACGUAGGCGUAUGAUGAUGCAGUCUGGUCGCGCAAAAUCUGAAAUUUUGUACAAGAGCACCCUCCACUGCUGGGGCACCAUUUACAAGACAGAAGGUGGCGGUGCUUUCUUCAAGGGAGCGUUCUCCAACGUUCUCCGUGGUACAGGUGGUGCACUUGUGUUGGUACUUUAUGAUGAAAUUAAGAAUCUCCUCUAAAGUGUUAAAAUUAUUCUCACCUCAUUACCUUCACAAUCACAAUUGCAAGUACCAUCUUUAUUGCCCUCACCAUCCGACUUGAAAGCAGUUAUCAAACCGAGUGAUUUCCAGACUAAAACAGUACACAAACUGUUGAAAAAUUAAGAAACAGCUCAGACUGAGGUCUUCGGCCGUAACUCGUGAAAUACAUGAAACUCGGCAGAAUAUGUAUCUUGACUGUAGAAGAGAAUUCGCUUAAUUUAUUGCCGGAUUCAGUAUUUUCUUGCAGUGGCUCACAUGUGUUAUUUUCAUAUUCCAUUUUCAUAAAAUAAGAGGGAUUAAGAUAUAUUUAUGUAUAUCUGAGGAAUGAUGAGUAUGGAAUUAACAGCAUGAUGGGUAUAUGAAACGUUUGAUACAUGUGGCUACGUAGACGAUGGUUGAGACGCUAUGUAGUAAAAAUAAUUAUCUAAAAAAGAAAAAACGAACGUAUACAUACAUUUGAGCAAGAGGAGGACGUGCGACGAAAUAACAUUACGGCGAUGGCGGGGCGCGUAGACAUGGGCCGCCCCCGCCCUUAUUCUCGGCCCGUUGUAGAUAAUUAAUAAACGAUCAUGAUAUCAGUGAAGUUCAUCGAGUUUCUGUGAACAGUAAUUUAAUUUCGCACUACUGACAACUACGUGUAAGAUAAUGAGAAGCGUUACUUUGAGUGUAUGCAUCUGAUCUGUUCAUGUUAAGAUGCAUACGAGAAAAACAGCAGAAUCAAUAAAAAUGAUAAAAUUUCA